CAGAGAGGGGAGCAGACAGGCGCGGCCUGCGGGCUGGGGGCGCGGUCCGGGUCCGGAACCUGGCUGCCUCCGCGCGCUGCGCCAGAGCGCCUCUGCUAGGACUACUGCUGCGCCGCCGCUCCGAGCGCUGGCCCCUCUCAACUCCGGCCCUGCUAAACUGCGUACGUUCCAGUGCUCCCCGCCUCUAUUAUACUGCUGCGCCGCCGCUCUGAGCGCCGGCCCCUCUCGACCCCGGCCCUCCGCUGCGCUACCCGCGAUUCUGCGAGCUUGCCAUCAACAGGUUACGAUAAGCAGGGGCACAAGUGGUUUUACACAAUGGUUCAUUUCAAGAACAGGUACAUGGUGAUGGAGGUCUUCAUCGACGCUAGCAGAGGAGAGGCUGAUCCUGUCAUCCUCACCCAGUUCAACAUAACCAAAGUGAUCAGAGACAGCAUCCAGCUCAAUUUUGGGGAAUGCGGCCUAGCUGCAUCUCUUGGAUCAUUGCAAGUGAAGUAUGUAAAUCCUGUGACGAAGCUUUGCGUAAUCCGAGUGUCGCGUGAAGAUCACCAGAAAGUGUGGGCUGCUAUCACAAUGGUGAGGAGCAUUGGGAAGAUCCCAGUGUCGUUCAACCUCUUGGAUGUGAGUGGAAGUAUCAGGGCCUGCAAGAAAGCAGCGCUGGAGUGCGAAGAAGCGAAGUUUGAGCAGUACAAGCUGGCUGCUGGUGACCGUAUGACGCAGGAGAUUAUCGAAUCCAUGCAGAGUUGCUUUGCCAAACUUAAAGGAUUAGAUAGUUAGUAAGUUAACGUUUGUUCCGUGCCAGCAGUCUGGAAAAAGAACUCAUAAUAAUCUAGACAAACGACAUUGUUGCCGCUCUGUCCAAGUGUGCAACACCGCAUCCAUGCGCCAAAAAGGCCUACUCUAGAGAGAGCUUAGGGAAAACGAUGUUCUUGUGGAAGAAAUGUUGUGUGACUAAUCAUGUAGCAUCCGGUAUGGCGAAAAAGAAUGAUGCAGUUUAGCCAA
Triticum dicoccoides is the source of this 999-nucleotide messenger RNA. Its product is annotated as probable ribonuclease P/MRP protein subunit POP5. Gene Ontology annotation, biological process: tRNA 5'-leader removal. Bases 316 to 774 code for a protein of 152 amino acids. Gene Ontology annotation, cellular component: multimeric ribonuclease P complex; ribonuclease MRP complex; nucleolus. Gene Ontology annotation, molecular function: ribonuclease P RNA binding. Lineage: Eukaryota; Viridiplantae; Streptophyta; Magnoliopsida; Poales; Poaceae. The transcript has 4 exons. The record is from RefSeq and is a predicted model, not a curated record.